AUGGGAAAGAAAUCAUUGAAACUACUAUCACUGUUCAAAACCAAGGAAUCACCACCAAGUAAGCAUCAUCGAUGGAAGUUGUUACCCUCUUGUGGCCAACAAAAGACCCUUCCUUUCAAAGCUGGUGAUGACAUCUUCAAGAAAGUUAACACUGUCUUCUUUGACCCUGAUCAUGAAAUCAACACAGUUGAAACUACUCCCCAUGAGUCCUGUUUCACAACCUCGUCUGAAUCUGCAAGCUUCUCAGCAGACUCAGAACACAACUAUGAUGGUGAAUCUUUGGAGAUGUUCCUACGUGGGGUGAGGUCAGAGAGGCUGUUUUUUGAGCCUGGUAACACAAGCUCAAUCUUGGAGAAUGCUAAUAAGGUUGGUGUGUUUCCAUUCAAGGAAAGUGUGUUGCUAGCUAUGGAGUCAGAGGAUCCAUAUGAAGACUUCAAAAGGUCAAUGGAGGAGAUGAUGGAGACUCAUGGAUUAAAGGAUUGGAAGUGUUUGGAGGAGCUUUUGAGUGUGUAUUUGAGGGUUAAUGGUAAGAACAAUCAUGGGUUUAUAGUGUUGGCUUUUGUUGAUUUGCUACUUAGUUUAGCUGAAGAAGAUUCUCGUGAUUCUUGUUCUAAUCAUUCCACUUCAUAUGACUCAGCUGUUUCAUCUUUUGCUUCUUCCCCAUUGUAUCUAUCAGAUGGUCAGAAUGAGAUUAUUGACCAGCAUGAAGAUAUAAUAAGGUCUUAA
Gastrolobium bilobum is the source of this 726-nucleotide messenger RNA. Its product is annotated as transcription repressor OFP13-like. The transcript has a single exon. The coding region runs from base 1 to 726 and encodes 241 amino acids. Lineage: Eukaryota; Viridiplantae; Streptophyta; Magnoliopsida; Fabales; Fabaceae. The record is from RefSeq and is a predicted model, not a curated record. Gene Ontology annotation, biological process: negative regulation of DNA-templated transcription.